AUGGACUACACCACAUUUUAUGAGCUCUCCUCCGAGGACUACACGGUCUACCCCGACAUCAGCGAGGACACCGCCCCCUGCAGGCCAGAAGCAGUCGGCGAAUUUGCGCAGUACUUUGUCCCCCCCGUUUUUGCCCUGGUCUUUGUGGCGGGGCUGGUGGGGAAUGGGCUGGACUACACGGUCUACCCCGACAUCAGCGAGGACACCGCCCCCUGCAGGCCAGAAGCAGUCGGCGAAUUUGCGCAGUACUUUGUCCCCCCCGUUUUUGCCCUGGUCUUUGUGGCGGGGCUGGUGGGGAAUGGGCUGGUAUUGGUGGUGCUGGGGCGGCGACGAUGCCCCUGGAACCUGGCCGACCGGUAUCUCUUCCAGUUGGCGCUGGCUGACAUACUGCUGCUGCUGGGGCUGCCCUUCUGGGCCACUCAGUUCUCCCACGGCUGGUUGUUUGGAGAGGUGCCCUGCAAACUGCUGGGGGCACUGUCAGCCGUGAACAGCUACAGCAGCGUCCUGCUUCUCGCGGGCAUCAGCAUUGAUCGCUACCUGGCCAUUGUGCACGCCGUGCACCUGUACCGGCACCUCCACGUCCUGCACCUGCACCUGGCCUGCGCCCUCCUCUGGGCUGUCUGCCUGGCCUUCUCCGCCCCCGAGCUGCACUUCCGCACCGCCACCUUCCUGCCCCAGGCUCAGGCUUCCAUCUGUCACCAGGGCUUCCAAGCCCAUGAGGCCCAGGCCUGGCGGGUAGGGCUGCGCCUCGCCUCCUUCUCCCUAGGCUUCCUGUUGCCACUGAUGGUUAUGGUCUUCUGCUACAGCCGCAUUUUCUGCACGCUGCAUCGGGCGCAGCUGCUAGCUAGGCACCGCUCACUGCGGCUGGUGUUGCUGCUGCUGGCACUCUUUCUGCUGUGCUGGGCCCCCUUCCACACCCUCCUGCUGCUGGACAGCCUGCAGCGCCUGGGCUACGUUGCCCGCCACUGUGCCCUGGAGCAGGCAUUGGACUUUGGGCUGCUGGUGACCGAGGGGCUGGGCCUGCUGCACUGCUGCCUCAACCCCCUGGUCUAUGCCUUCGCAGGCAUCAAGUUCCGCAGGGAGCUCUUGGCCCUGUGCUACAGGGGCUGGCGCCAGAGCCCAGGCCAGAGCCUGUCCACUCGGGAGCAGAGCCAGCGUGGAGGGGGCCUGUCCAUGCGGAGUACUCCCGAGGGGGACACAGACCAUGGCUACUUGGUCACACUGUGA
This is a messenger RNA of Pelodiscus sinensis (Chinese soft-shelled turtle), 1227 nucleotides long. The record is from RefSeq and is a predicted model, not a curated record. Lineage: Eukaryota; Metazoa; Chordata; Testudines; Trionychidae.